Macrosiphum euphorbiae (potato aphid) is the source of this 366-nucleotide messenger RNA. Lineage: Eukaryota; Metazoa; Arthropoda; Insecta; Hemiptera; Aphididae. The record is from the annotation of a GenBank genome assembly.
AUGCGAAUAUUUGCUUUGGAAAAUACAUUUAUCUACAAGGAUCUCUCUAUGUGUUGUGAAAAAUUAUCACUCACCAAACUCAUAGAUAUGGACAAACUUUAUAAUGAGUUUUGCAGUAUUAAAGAAACUCUGGAUAAAAUUAUUGAGGAGCGUAAGCAAACACAUUCGUCGAAUGAAAAAAAAACUAUUUAUGAAACUUGGCAUGAACUGUUUCGGCAUUUGAAUAUACCUAACUUAUUAAAGAUUUUCCAGUUUAUUGUGUCUAAUCCAUGUUCAAAUGCCGCUGCUGAGAGGGCAUUUUCACUUUGCGGAAACGCCUGGACUGAUUCAAGAAAUAGACUGAGUGUUGAACACUUGAACACGUAA